AUGGGACCAUCAUUUCGUGGUUUUCUGGUUCUCCUCCUAGGUGUUCUUGGAGUUGGAGCACAAAGGUGUCAACGAGUGGAUCAUGAGAUGUGCGCAGAGUUACCGUAUAAUUUAACGAGUUUUCCGAACCUUGUCGGAGAGGAAUCAUUCAAAGAUGCUUCUGAAUCAAUUCUCACCUACAAACCACUUCUAUCAGUUGUUUGCUCUGAACAACUCAAAUUCUUCUUAUGUUCCGUCUACUUCCCAAUGUGCAAUGAGAAACUAGCCCACCCAAUUGGUCCAUGUCGCCCACUAUGCCUUUCCGUCCAGGAAAAGUGUCUUCCGGUACUUGAAUCUUUUGGUUUCUCAUGGCCAGAAGUCAUCCGAUGUGACAAAUUUCCAUUGGAGAAUAAUCGAGAGAAAAUGUGUAUGAAGGGACCGAAUGAGCAAGGAGCAAUACAGGAUGAACGGGCGAAAUAUGCUGCUGCCGAGAGGGAAAAUAACGAUGAUGAGGAAGAUAAACGACGGGAGGCCGAUAGACUGAACGGCAAAUGUCCACAAGAUGAGGUGUUCCUUAAUCGAUCAUCGAAAUGUGUACCGUUGUGUUCGAAUCCACAAAAAGUUGGACAGACUGACCGUGAAUCUGCCACACGUCUUCUCCUCUUCCUCUCCUUGAGCUCCGUGAUUCUCACAAUUCUGUCUGUCUUCAUUGUUGGACUAUCGAUCUACUUCAGAAGACUCGAAUUACUUCAUUCACUGCCAGAAACUGCAAUGUUCUUCUCUUGUAUUGCUUUCUGUGUCACUUCGACCAUUUAUAUCAUCAGUGUUUCUUUCAAAGACCAGUUCCAAAUAUCGUGCACUGAUUACACUCAUCACCUUCUAUUUGUUGUCGGAGGAUUAUCCCAUGUCCCUUGUUCUUCCGUGGCUUCUUUGAUCUACUACUCGGCCACGUGUUCGAGAUUAUGGUGGCUUCUGAUCUGCUUCUCUUGGAACAAAGCUACAAGAACAGCGAAUCUUUUGGACGAGUCCCGAACGCGUGUCAUUAUGUUGAUCCUGGGUGUUCCAUUGGCUCCGUUGAUGUUGGCUCUUCUAGCCAAAGCAGUUGCAGCAAACCCUCUGACAGGACUCUGUUUCAUUGGACAAGCAAGUGCUGGAACCGAUUGGAUCUUCAAUUUCUGUCGAGAAUUGAUUCUUUUCUUGAUCAGUUCAAUUGCAUUAUCAUCAGCAUGUUGUCGAUUAUUGGGAUCAGAUGAUCAAGAAGUCAAUGGAUUCGCAGGAGUCAUUGCAGCUAUUUAUCCAAUUGUUGCUCUAUUCUACAUGUUAUUCUUCAUCAAUGAUGCAACUCAACCAAAUCUUGCAUUGGAUCGAAGUUUCAACGCUGUAUCGGCAACUAAAUUCUCAUUCGAUAUGCUCCUCAGUUUCAUUAUGUGUGCAUUCUGUCUCGUCUACUUGCUGUUCAAAAUUGCAAGAUCUUCAUCGAAAGUAAGCAAAGAAGGAUAUCAACCAGCCGUCCCAAAACUUCCCCAACCAGCGAUCCCUGGAAGUGUUCGAUCGAAUACCUAUGCUUCUACAUUCAGAACAAACAAUAUGAUCUGA
Molecule: messenger RNA, 1575 nt
Organism: Caenorhabditis remanei
Lineage: Eukaryota; Metazoa; Nematoda; Chromadorea; Rhabditida; Rhabditidae
Exons: 9
Coding region: 1-1575 (524 amino acids)
Biological process (GO): non-canonical Wnt signaling pathway; canonical Wnt signaling pathway
Cellular component (GO): plasma membrane
Molecular function (GO): Wnt receptor activity; Wnt-protein binding
Source: RefSeq, a predicted model, not a curated record